CGGAAACCUCUUGGCCAAGUCCGAGGUCGAUGCAUCCCAAAGCCCGGUAAUAAAGUCACGAGAAUGCUACCGUCAUGGCUUUCAAAGGCACCAUGUGCAGCAGUGCUCAAGGCAGCGGACGACGACGUGCGACCAACCGGCGUACAGACGAUUGCCAGUCCGCGCUCUAGCCGCGCGCCUGAUGCGACGACGGGGCCUCAAGGCACUUUGGCCGACACCGCAAAUCAACUGUUGCCGAGUCGAGCAGCACCAGAUAUCAUGGAGCACUUUCCAUUGCUGCCGCUGGGCCUCAUUCCUACGCUCGAAAGCCACGUGCUGGCCGACUGCAAGGUCAAGCUGCAAGCGCUCCUCCAAACGCUCACUGACGACCCGGACGACAUGAGCCUCGGUCACUAUGUCAAGAAGGAAGUGGCCGUCAUUGUGACCGAGAUGGAAGACCGACGCGCGCGCCAGCGCAUUGCAGAUCUCGUUCUGGGGGUAAAGACGACGUCACUGGUGGAAAUCGGCGCCAAACCUGCCGCUCCGGAGCACAUUUCAAAAUCCAUGGGCCAACAUCAGCCAACGCUUGCAAGGGCCCCAGCAGCAUCGCCAACACGUCCAUCGCAACUGACGCCGGCUCAAAAUGCACCAACCCACGCCAGCACGCUUCCAGCCACAACCAAGCCGACGGUAUCCAAACCGGCGCCAUCAGCAAAGGCUGUUGAGACGACACCCCCCGACGCGUCGUACGGUGCACCUCGUCGGCUCUCGAUCAAGGAGAUGCUCGCCAAGGCGAAAGCGUCGCGCGUUGCUGCGAAUGACCCAAGCGUGCGCUUCAUCAUCCAGAACACAGGGUCGCUCAAGCUCAAGAAACGCGGAAGAGCCAAGCCCAAGGCGCCGAAAGAGGAGACGCCCGAGGAGCGACUUCAAAAGCAAAAAGAACUCCGGCGUCAAGCCGCCCACGACCGCCUCGUUGCACGCCAGGCCAAGAUGGCGCUGAAAAAGCAGCAGGAGCUCGCACGCCGCAAGGCACUCAAAGAAGCAGCUAUCGCACAGUACCAAGACGAUGCGUCGAGCGAUUCGGCCAGUGACAACGACGCAGCAAGCUCCGACUCGGACGAAUACGUCGACGAAGCUGUUCACGAGAGUCCCAUCGACCCGUUGCCAGACCCAACGCCGCGUGUUGAAGUCGAGACGGACGAGCGCAUCACGCGUAUCAACAACACGCUGUGCAGCAUUCAAGCUGUCGAAAACUUGGCUCGCAUCCGAUCAGCCAAAGCUACGCGUCACGCUGUCGCACCGCUACCCGAAGAGAUUCUGUUGCCGACAACCAAUGUGAUGGCGGCAAAAGCAAACCACGAAGACUCAGAGACCAGCGAAGCACCAACCACGGACUCGAGUGCACCUUCCGGUUUCGUUUCUCCAUCCAAAGUCGACUGCGACAGACCAACGGCGAACAAUCUCGAGACCCCGUCACCUGCCGUCGGCGAGGACACGGACAAUCUACUCGUUUUGAAUGAACCGUCCAAUGAAGACGGUACUACAAGAGUGGACAACGAGUCGCAGGGCUCUCCUGCCGCCGCCGACGACGACACGCUCUCGCCCAGUCGCAGCAGCAACAACCGUUGUGACGUCGAUUUGACAGAGGGCGACAGCAACGACGACGACGACAACGAGAUGGAAUAUGAAGAAGAGGCGCCGCCGUACGUGCCCCCCGUGUACGACAAGGCGACUUUUCACUCGUCGAUUCCGAUGCAGCUGCUCGAGAGCGCCUUGGACAAGAUGAGAAAGACCCAAGAGACUUUUGCCGCUCCACCGUUACCCGAGUGGUUCCAGGCACAACGCGAGUCGGUCGAGAAGCUAGUGACCCCGCGUGCGACUCUACCGUCUCCACGACUGGCAUCAACCAUAGGCCAAGCGCGCCAGAUCCUAAGCGAUCUCGUGGCGAGCCAGAAUCAAAUCAAAUCGUAUCAAGCAAGCGUCGAGAGCACGCUAGCGUCCCUCGCGCCGCCGCCGCCGCGUGCAUUGACACCGGAAUUGGCACCGAACGCACUGCGCCCCAAGUCGUCGAAACCGCGGCUCGCACCACGACCCACCGCAGCACGUAACACCACCACCAACCAAUCAAACCAAGAAACGAACGAGCCCACGUUGCGUCGGUCGGCCAAGUCGACGCCGCGUCUGCACGCCAAAGCAGCGCCCGUCUUGCCGCUCGUCCAGUCCAUGCCACCGGCAUCGAUGGUCGACUACUCGAAAUACUACAAGAACUUUCUCUGCAUCAUGACAUCAUUUUACGAAAAGUCGUCGACGACCAAUCCAAAAGAAGCCCUUUUGCAAGGCGAGACGGCGCUGCGCUUCCAACUCAAGCUCUACACCAUCUGGAAGAACGUCAUGCACGACUACGCGACCGUGUUUGGUGUCGACGGCUUGCUCAAGACGAGCCGCGCUGCUUCGUACGUGUACGAUGGCGCGCAGUCGACGCCGUUUACUGCACAAUAUCGUAUCAACUCGUCGUCGCGGCUUGAAGUAUUUGGGAUUGUGGCGCAGGCGCUGAAAAAGCUGCCCGACUGGGAGGAAUUGCCCGUGGACCUUGGUCUGAACACAACGUGGAAUCUCUUAUGGACGUGGAGCAAGCCCCGCGUCGAUCGUCAAACGCUCUUGGUGUGGCAAAAAGUCAACCACUUUGCCGGCGCCAAAGCCCUCACGCGCAAGGACAUGCUCAAGAAAAGCUUACAUCGCUACACGUCGCUCGGUGGCGAACGUCUCAAGAGCUUUGACAUUGCCCCCGAGACGUUUAUCUUACCAAACGACUACAUUCCGUUUGUGCAAGCCUUCAAGAAACGGGGCGACGCGAUCGGUCAAGCCAAGAACGUCUGGAUCAUGAAGCCCGUCGCGCUCUCGCGAGGGCGUGGCAUCUCGCUCCUCAACGAUCUUGGGCAAGUGGCCUACGGCGAAGCCGUCGUCGUGCAAAAGUACAUUGAGAACCCGCUCUUGCUCGACGGCUUCAAGUUUGACUUGCGGCUCUACGUUUUGGUCACGUCCUUCAACCCGCUCGAGGCCUUCUUCUACCAAGAGGGCUUUGUGCGCAUUUGUACGCACCGCUACUCGACCGACGCGACCGACAUCAACGAUCUCUUCAUGCACCUCACCAACAGCAGCAUUCAGAAAUACGGCGACAUGGACCAAGUCACCGACAACCCCGUCAACAAUGCCUCCACGACCGAAGCCGGUGGCACGAAAGCGAGCUUGGCGUAUCUCUGGUCGCGGCUCGCGGCCGUCCACGCCCCUGUGGAGAAAAUCAAAGAAGACAUCAUCCACGUCAUCCUCAAGUCGCUCGUGGCCGGCGAGGACGCGAUUCCGUACCAAGUCAAUUCGUUUGACGUGUUUGGCUACGACAUUUUACUCGACGAGGCGUACCGGCCGUGGCUCAUCGAGAUCAACUCGUCGCCGUCCAUGGCGCGCGAAAACAACUUGGAUUACGUCAUCAAGGACGCGCUCAUGCACGACACGAUGCGCGUGGUGCAACCGCUGCACUUUGAUCGCGCGGCACUCAUCGCAAUCCUCCAGCGCCGAUUGGACGACAUUGCCAAGGAGCGCAAACGCCCCAAUUUGCUCCACCCGCUCGAGGCCGAAGAGCGGACAAAGCGCCAGCUGAACGCGGAUCUGCACGAUAUUUUGCACGGCGCCGUGCCCCGCGACUACGGCGAGCUCCCGGACGAGCUCGGGAACUUUCUUCGCAUUGCGCCGAGUCCAUGGCACAACACGGUCAUGAAGCUCAAGCGCAGUUGCUUUCGCGACAAGCCACCCAAGACAUAGUUGAGUGGAUAAUAUAGUGAACGUCUCAGUCGCACGCAUCUUCGUCGCUAA
Messenger RNA from Saprolegnia diclina VS20, 3846 nucleotides. RefSeq lists its product as hypothetical. The record is from RefSeq and is a predicted model, not a curated record. The transcript has 13 exons. Gene Ontology annotation, molecular function: tubulin-glutamic acid ligase activity; tubulin binding. Gene Ontology annotation, cellular component: cilium. Lineage: Eukaryota; Oomycota; Saprolegniomycetes; Saprolegniales; Saprolegniaceae. Gene Ontology annotation, biological process: microtubule cytoskeleton organization; protein polyglutamylation. Bases 64 to 3795 code for a protein of 1243 amino acids.